This is a messenger RNA of Myxozyma melibiosi, 2325 nucleotides long. RefSeq lists its product as uncharacterized. The transcript has 2 exons. Gene Ontology annotation, molecular function: RNA binding. Bases 1 to 2325 code for a protein of 774 amino acids. The record is from RefSeq and is a predicted model, not a curated record. Lineage: Eukaryota; Fungi; Ascomycota; Lipomycetes; Lipomycetales; Lipomycetaceae.
AUGACUGCUACUCCACAAGAGGACCACCCGUCCCCUCUCCGCCUCUACAUCUCCUCUCUCCCGCCCGCUCUCGCGCACGAUCCCUCAGACCUGAUCUCCCGCCUCUCCCUCUUCGGCACCCCGCUCACGCCGCUCUCCGUGCACAAGAAACCCGCGGCCUUGAGCAGUUUCGCGUUCGUCACGGUCGAGAUGUCAAAGACGCAGUAUGUCGCGCUCAGGAAGUCGUUGAACGGGGUGAAGUAUAAAGGUGGGGUGAUCAAGAUCGAUAUUGCGCGCGCGCCGAGUUUCGAGGAACGCCAGAAAAUACUGCGUGAACAGCACGACGACGACGACGAGGAACGAAAGAAAGAGCAGAUCAACAUCGCGCGAAAAGAAUCUCUAACGCGCAGAAAACACCUCUCCGCGCUCGAGAAACUGAUGCACCACAUCCGCCGCUCGCGGUACCAAUUCGGCAAGCUCGAGCACGGCGGCCGCAUGCGCGACAAUCCGCGCGACUUCCGCAAGAACCCGCCGACGUUCCGCGUCAAGAUCGGGGGCAAGUCGAAGGUUGUAAAGUGCAAGAAGCAAAAGCUGUGGGGUGCGGCUAAGGUCGGGGAUUUGAAUGAGUUUGUGUGGAGGUUUGAUGAGGAGGGGGAGAGGGUGGUGAGAGAUGGGAAGGUGUUGGUUGGGCGGUGGUUGAAUGGGUAUGGCGACACCGUUGAGGUUUUUAGGCGGGAGAUUAUUCAGAUUGACGACUUUGAGAAGUUGAAGGCGGAAUUCGACUUUGGCGAAGCAGCGGCGUCGCUUACGAAGGACUAUAACUUUGAAGUCGUGCGCUCGACUGCGGCAGAGGGAAAGGAGGAGACAGAGGAGGAGAAGCAGCAGAGGGUUGAGAGGGAGAAGAGUCUGAAGAUUUUGCAGGAUAUGUUUGGUGGGGCCAAUUCUGACGGGGAUGAUGAUGCAACUGCGACGAGGAAGCUUGAGGACGAGGACUCGGACGACGACGAUGCGAUUUACCAGAUCAUCAACGCAGCGAAACCCAAACAGGAACUUGAAACAGAAGAGAUCGAGGAGGAAACCACAGAAAAAGACGAAAAAGUUGUCGAGAUGGAUGACGAUGAGCCCGAGGUUGAUGCUAUGGAUGUUGAAGAAGAAAAAGUACAGAGCGAGGCAGAGUCGGAAGAUGCCGAAUCUGAAGACAGCGGUCUAUUUGACGGCAUCGAAAUCACAGCCGCCGAAGAACAAACGCCAGAAGUCGCAUCAGAACCAGGAUCAGAAUCAGAAUCCGACGACAGCGGACUAUUUGACGGUAUCGAGAUUCCUGACGCUAACGCGGAUGACGAUGAAGAUGCAAGUGAUUCAGAUGGAUCGUUGGCUGGGAAGCCGUAUAUGCCGUUUUAUGGCUUACGAGGCGGCGCUGCUGAUUACUCUGAGUCGUCAUCGUCUGAGGACUCAGAUCAGGAGGAGGACGAGUCGGAUGAGGAAGAGUCUUCCGUUAACAACGAUUCACGGAAAGAAGAAGAUACAAACUCUGAUAGCUCGGAGUCUGUAUCGUCCUCGAGCGACGACGAUUCUGAAUCGGAAGAGAAAAGCUCGGCUGACUCUGACGAUUCAAGUGACGAGGAGUCAUCUUCGUCGUCGUCUGAGAGUGACGAAGAGUCAAGUAGCGAAGAUGAAGAGGAGGAUAAGUCGAGACAGAAGAUGGAGAUUGAUAACGCUGCGUCUGAUAGUAGCGAGCACGAGGCCACGUCUUCUUCUCCCUCAUCUUCUGGCUCUGAAUCAGGUUCUGAUUCGGACUCGGUUUCAGAUUCUAAGGUAACGACGAAAAAGAAGGUGCAAAAAGAGGAUAAGCCGAAGAAGACGGUGGUGACAGAACGGCUGCGAUCGAUUUUUAAAGAGAAUGAGGAAUCGUCUGCUUCGUUUUCGCUAUUUGGCGGUAACGAGUCUGACUCUGACGACGACGUUGGAGCUGUUGACGACGACCGGGAUACGAACGAAGCCGAGGACAACAUACCACAAGAGCACUACGACGACGACGACGACGACGACGACGAUGAAGAGGCAGCCGCCCCCGUCAUCACAAGCCGAAAACGCACGCAAUUCGACGCCCUCCCGCUCUUCUUCCCGCACCCCGAAUCCGCCUUCCUCGACGCGCAGAGCCAGUUCAACAAGAUCCCCGACCGGCUGCCGCUGGCUCGCGAGCAGUGGAAAGAGGAGUUUUACGAGAAUAGAGGGGAGUGGACGCGGAAGGCAAAGAGGCGGAGACGCGAUGCGGUCAGGUCGAGGAGGAAGAUGGAGGGUGGGAGGAAGAGGCAGGGAAGGGGGGAGGGUGAGGAGGGGUUGUGA